AUGAACGCUAACAUACAAAAAAUCGUCGUGUACGCUAUCCGUGGAUUGCAAUUAUUGUUCAGUAUCUUGGUCCUUGGUUUGUCUGCUGGAUUUCUUAGCGACAUCGAAUCUAAUUUUGGUAGAGUCUCGUAUAACUUGGUUGUUUCACUAUUCACUAUUGUCUAUAUUGUUUUCCUCGGAGUUUUGCUGGUCACGCUACAAAACACAACUUUGCCAAUUAUUAUCCUCGUAAUCGAGAGUUUAUUGACUUUAUUUUGGUUGAUUGCCUUUGCAUUGACUGCAGACACAUUUGGACUGAUAGACUGCUUUUUUUUAUCUGACUGGUGUAAAAUUGGUAAAGCACUUAUCCCUUUCGGAUUGUUCAAUUGGUUGCUAUUUGCGGCCAGCUUAAUAUUGUUCGUGAUUUACACCUCUGUUCCUUUGGGAAAAGCUCAUGGGAUUUCUGGUUCGUUGACAAAACCAACAACGUUCAGCUUUGGUGCCAUUUUCUCCAAUAAUAUUCCAGCUCCCGAGAGUAAAGAAGAUCCAAUAGCGGAAGAAAAUAUUGGCGUAAGCAUCUAUACCGAGGAACAAAGAGAGUCCUCGUUAGAGAAAGAUGAGUAUCCAUCAGCUGACCUUGGUGAUGAAGGUACUACCUUAAAAGACUGA
Messenger RNA from Scheffersomyces stipitis CBS 6054, 648 nucleotides. Its product is annotated as MARVEL domain-containing protein. The record is from RefSeq and is a predicted model, not a curated record. The transcript has a single exon. Gene Ontology annotation, cellular component: membrane. NCBI's taxonomy places the organism in Eukaryota, Fungi, Ascomycota, Pichiomycetes, Serinales, Debaryomycetaceae. Bases 1 to 648 code for a protein of 215 amino acids.